Hemicordylus capensis (graceful crag lizard) is the source of this 3323-nucleotide messenger RNA. RefSeq names its product solute carrier family 26 member 9 (gene SLC26A9). The transcript has 20 exons. Lineage: Eukaryota; Metazoa; Chordata; Lepidosauria; Squamata; Cordylidae. Gene Ontology annotation, cellular component: membrane. Gene Ontology annotation, biological process: transmembrane transport. The coding region runs from base 16 to 2442 and encodes 808 amino acids. The record is from RefSeq and is a predicted model, not a curated record. Gene Ontology annotation, molecular function: oxalate transmembrane transporter activity; sulfate transmembrane transporter activity; bicarbonate transmembrane transporter activity.
UUCAGUGAGGCAAAAAUGAAUGAAGCCCGGCCACGUUAUGUCAUCAACCGCCCAGCCUAUUCAAUCAACUUCUUUGAUGAUGAGUUUGAGAGGAAAAGUAGAAGUUACCCCCUUGGAGAGAAAAUAAAGAACCUUUUCAGGUGUUCACCAUCCAGACUAAAACUCAUUCUGUACAGUUUAUUUCCCAUACUCGUGUGGCUUCCAAAAUACAAAAUCAAAGAUUACAUUGUGCCUGAUGUCCUUGGUGGAGUCAGUGCUGGGACUAUUCAAGUGCCUCAAGGUAUGGCUUUUGCUCUGCUGGCCAAUCUACCUCCAGUCAAUGGGCUCUACUCUUCCUUCUUCCCUUUGAUAACGUAUUUCUUGCUGGGUGGUGUUCAUCAGAUGGUCCCAGGGACUUUUGCAGUCAUCAGUAUUAUUGUGGGAAAUGUCUGCCAUGAGCUGGCUCCUGAUUCAGAAUUCCAAUACUUUAACCACACCAGCCACGAGUUUAUGACUGACAACGCAGCCAUGGAAGCAGCAAGACUGGAGAUCUCUGCCACCUUGGCUUGUCUGACAGCCAUAAUACAGAUAUGCCUGGGAUUUGUGCAGUUUGGCUUCGUCGCUAUCUACCUUUCAGAAUCCUUCAUCAGGGGUUUCAUGACAGCAGCUGGCCUACAGAUUCUCAUCUCAGUGCUCAAGUAUAUCUUUGGCCUGAAGAUUGCCUCCUACACUGGCCCCCUUGCCAUUGUCUAUACUUUUAUUGAUAUUUGCAAAAGCCUGCCGAAGACCAAUGUAGCCUCCCUGGUGUUUGCCUUGAUCAGCACUGUGCUCCUGAUUAUUGUGAAAGAGCUAAAUAUGAAAUACAUGAAGAAGAUUCGCGUCCCCAUCCCCAUGGAGAUCAUUAUAGUCAUCGUAGCUACUGCAGUUUCUGGAAGCUUCAACAUGUCUGAGAAAUAUAGCAUGCCAAUUGUUGGCCCGAUUAACAUGGGCUUUCCAGCUGCUACUCUUCCUCAGGUAGGGAAGUGGAAAGACAUGAUCGGCACAGCUUUCUCACUUGCCAUUGUGGGUUAUGUGAUCAACCUGGCCAUGGGCAGAACUCUUGGAAACAAGCACGGCUAUGAUGUGGACCCCAAUCAGGAAAUGCUGGCCCUGGGCUGCAGCAAUUUUUUUGGAUCUUUUUUCAAAAUCCAUGUGAUCUGCUGUGCUCUCUCCGUGACCCUAGCUGUGGAUGGAGCCGGAGGAAAAUCUCAGAUGGCAAGCUUAUGUGUGGCUGUGGUAGUGAUGAUAACCAUGCUGUCUUUAGGGCUCUACCUCGGCCCUCUUCCCAAGGCUGUGUUAGGUGCUCUGAUAGCUGUGAACCUGAAAAAUUCUCUCAAGCAGCUGACUGAUCCUUACUACCUCUGGAAAAAAAGCAAGUUGGAUUGUAUGGUCUGGGUGGUGAGCUUCCUGUCAGCUUUCUUCCUGGGCUUGCCCUUUGGACUUGCCGUAGGAGUGGGUUUUUCCAUCCUGGUGGUGGUUUUCCAUACCCAGUUUCGCAAUGGCUGUGUCCUUGGCCCUGUAGCCUCUUCUGAUAUCUACAAGAACCCCAAGGUCUACAACAAGGUCCAAGAAAUAGAAGGGAUUAAAAUUGUCACCUACUGCUCCCCACUCUACUUUGCUAACUCAGAGAUAUUCAGGGAGAAAGUUAUAGCCAAGACUGGUGUGGAUCCUAUAAAAGUCUACUUGGCCAGGAAAAAAUAUGUGAAGAAUCAGGAAAAGGUGGCAGCAGCAGCAGCAGCACACAAAACAAGCAAACUGAAAUCCAUCUUCCAGAAGAACAAGGCUAUGUCCCUGCAAGAGCUCCAGAAGGAUUUUGAAAGCACUUCUCCAACAGAUACCAACAACAAUCAAACAGCCGCCAAUGGUGCCAGCAUCUCCUAUGUUGCAUUCAACCUGACUGCGAAGUCUGGUAGACCAGUCAAUGCUGAGUGUGAACAGGAAAGCACAGCUAGUCAUCGGAGCAGCACCUGCAGUGUUAUCCCAGCUGUAAAUGCUGAUCCUAUAACUACAGCACCUCCUUUUGUCAACUUCCACACCAUUAUCCUGGAUAUGAGUGGAGUGUGCUUUGUGGAUCUGAUGGGUACAAAAGCACUGGGAAAGCUGUGCACUCACUAUCAGAGGAUUGGGAUUAGAGUCUUCCUGGCAAAUGUACAAGCCCAAGUGUAUGAUGACAUUCGUACAGGGGGAGUCUUUGAAGAAGGAGGCCUUGAGCCCAGUCACCUCUUUGUGACCAUCCAUGAUGCUGUUUUGUUUGCAACUAUGAAUGGCAACAGAGUCCCUCAUUGUCCUACCUUAGAAGAGAAAAAUCAAAUAGAAGUCUCCAUAUCUGAUGAAUCUCUGGAAGACAGCAGCGCUGAAUUCCAAAAUUUAGAAGAGGAGAUGUUUGGAAGCAUUUUUCAUUCAGACACGCAGACAGCACUGUGAGCGCAUAAGAAACACAGAUGUGUUGGCAUACCUUGAACUGAAUCCUUAACCAUGACAUUCCUGUUAUGAAGAAAGGACCCUGUGUCUGAAUGGCAAGGACGGUGGCUUUUGUGCAUUGUCAACAUGGGGCUUUCACAACAGAGGCCACAAUGCCUCUCGCCUGACAUCCUCUUCUCAUUCCAUUCCUCUCUGCUUAUGAAACUCAGAGCAACUGGCUCUUGAAGCAGAUGGCAUAACCAACAGAAGAAGGAACUCAGGGAAUGGCCUUUGUCCAGAAAGAGCAGAAGAGCAGCAGGACUAUUCCUACUUUUGUCUGGUCCCCAUUCUCUUCAUCUGACACUGCAAGCAAAUGUUACAUGCCAAUGUGUAUGUACACACAUACUUAGGAACUCUUUCAAGAGUAAGCACCAGCCUUGUCUUUAUGAGGAAACAUGGAGAACAUUUGAUUGAUCGCCAGACAUAGCUCUCAGGAGGUGCAGCAACUUGGGCUUGCCAGAGUUCUGAUUUUUCUAAAGUGUGCAUGGAUAUCUAUAUUCACACUAGAAUUUAACACCAGAUUCAGCUGUCCAGUCCCUCCUUGGCUUUUUAUCACUAAAAUCUAAUACAACCCUUCUUGUCUCCAUAGUCUACGUGCAUCAGUAGAUUCUGUGACUAUCAAGCAUUUUGGGGGAACAAAUGCUGUAUUUUCUGUACUACUGAGCAUCCUCACACCACUGCCUAGUAGUAGUGCUGCCUUCUCUGUUACAAAUGCCAUUUUCUUUUUCUUUUAGGAACCAUUCCGUUCAGGAAAAAAAGUUCCUAUUACUUUUCAGUAGGCACAAAAUAUGCAGAGAAGCCCUUUCGUAGUACUUUGAAGCAAGAAAAUGAAGCAUAUCUGAUGG